CUGAAAUGCCUUCUUGAUCACCGGUUCCACAAAGAAUGGGCCUUGGCGUUUUGGGAAAUCGCAAGGUGUCGCCGGUGAGUGCCCAUCCCUCCAAGUCGCCCGAAUCGUCAAACCGCGACAAAACUUGCCGCCUCGACCAGAAGCCUUGGAGCCAUUGUCCGCGCUACAGUAGGGCCCUGCACUUACUCUUGUAUUAUCCUAGGGCGUUUGGCGCCGCGAUUUUCCACGAUGGACCUGAACAACAUCAAGAAGCAGGUGUCGAAUCUGACCCUGUAUGAUAUCAAGGCCGGUGUUCGGAAGGUGCAAAAUGCCGUCAUGAACUACACCGAGAUGGAGGCAAAGGUCCGCGAAGCCACAAACAACGAGCCAUGGGGCGCAUCCUCGACGCAGAUGCAGGAGAUUGCCGACGGCACUUUCAACUACCAAACCCUGAACGAGAUCAUGCCGAUGAUCUACCGGCGCUUCACGGAGAAGUCGGCCGAGGAAUGGCGACAAAUUUACAAGGCACUUCAACUACUCGAGUACCUGAUUAAGCACGGCUCCGAGCGCGUUAUUGACGAUGCUCGAUCUCAUAUCACCCUCCUCAAGAUGCUGCGCCAAUUCCAUUAUAUCGACCAGAACGGCAAGGAUCAGGGCGUCAAUGUCCGCCACCGUGCCAAGGAACUGGCCGAACUCCUGAGCGACGUGGAGCGUAUCCGUGCGGAGCGUAAGAAAGCGCGCGCCAAUAAGGGGAAGUUCACGGCCAUGCAGGGCGGUGGCGGCUUUGGCAGCUCGAGCCGCUAUGGCGGAUUCGGAAGCGAUUCAGGCUACGGCGGCGGCGCCGGCAGCAGUUCUACGUACGGCGGCUUCUCCGGCGGUGUGUACGGUGAUGGAGGUGGCUUCGGAGGCCAAUCUGACGAAUACCGUGGGACUCAGUCAUCGCGCGCGGACAAAUUUGAAGAAUAUGACGAGUUUGACGAAGGGGAGCGGCCUUCAGCUUCAAUUGCCGCGGCGAAGACGCGAGGCACCACCGAGCGUGCGAGGGCGAAACAGACCACCGAGCAGCCGAAGAAGAAAGAGCCUGAGGUGGAUCUUUUUGAUUUCGCCGAGCCUGCCGCAUCGGCUUCGCCCGCAGCAGCCACUAUGGCUUCUGGGCUCGCCUCUCUCGGCGGUACCACCAACGACGACGACGAGUUCGAUGAUUUCCAGUCCGCCACGCCGGCUCCUCAGACUGCAGUCCUUCCAACGUCUCUACCACCACCUAUUACGUCAGCUGCGCCUGGAAUGCCGUUGGCGGCACCCAAGCCUGUGUCUGCACCACAGCAAGCAAACCUCAGCGGUAUGGUCGCUAUGUCGUCCAUCUCCCCGCCGCCAAGUUCCACCUCCAGUCCGGCCGGCAACUUUUCGGCAUUCUCCACACCGCUCACCGCGAGCACGCUCUCACCGGCUGCGCAGGCGCCCAAGCCUGCCGGAUACCAGGCGGCAGCGCCCAAUUACUUUUCAUCAGUGCAACAGCCUGCUGCUUCAUCCACGCUCGGUGGUGCUAAAGCCACCAGCGGCCCUGCGAGUGCCAAGCCGGUCGCGGGCGGUGACGCGUUUGGCGCCUUGUGGUCUCAGGCUAGCGUCGGCAUCAAGAAGAAUACGCAGACCGGGCCAGGCCCCGCCAUAAACCAGCUUGCGAAGGAGAAGAGCAGCGCCGGUAUCUGGGGCGCCCCUGCGCCAUCAACCACGAACACUUCCGGAACUGGAAGCAAGCCUUUGGGCAAUGGCUUGGAUGACUUGCUCGGCUAGGUUCUCCCCGUCUUCAGCGUCAAUCUCCCUGGUUUACUGUGGCUGCCGGCCGGGGGAGGAAAACAUAGCAGGGUUGAAGGUGGUUAUGAUGCGUCUCGUUUUGGUUGUAGGUCAUUUAGGCGAAAUGCUGUUCUCGUGAGAUGUUGAGCAGCAUGUAGGAGUAGAGGCGUACGGGAUAAAACAAAUUCUAAGGUUGGACGUCAUCUU
Molecule: messenger RNA, 1977 nt
Organism: Parathielavia appendiculata
Lineage: Eukaryota; Fungi; Ascomycota; Sordariomycetes; Sordariales; Chaetomiaceae
Product: ENTH-domain-containing protein
Exons: 4
Coding region: 229-1770 (513 amino acids)
Biological process (GO): Golgi to endosome transport; endocytosis
Cellular component (GO): plasma membrane; endosome; clathrin vesicle coat
Molecular function (GO): phospholipid binding; clathrin binding
Source: RefSeq, a predicted model, not a curated record